Messenger RNA from Funneliformis geosporum, 2670 nucleotides. The record is from the annotation of a GenBank genome assembly. NCBI's taxonomy places the organism in Eukaryota, Fungi, Glomeromycota, Glomeromycetes, Glomerales, Glomeraceae.
AUGAAACUCAAAAAAAAAUCAUUACUUCCUUUGUCAUUGAUCUUGAUCCUUUUCAUUUUAUUGGGAUUAGAUUGUGUUUGCGCAUUUACUACAACGGUGUAUAAGGAUCAAUUCACGGGUGUAAACAUUAAUGCAAUUCAAUCAUAUUCGGAUGGUACGGCUUUAUUAACGUUGUCUUAUACUGACCCCUCAAGAAAAGGUAUUCUUGUUGUUCGUCUCAUUCAUCCAGACGGGUCAGUGAUCGCCUUCGAAAUGUCGCUUCGUUGCGAUGGUUCAGGAAAUUGUCCAGCGAUACUGUAUCCUUUAGGGAGCAACUACAUUUUUGUGACCUAUAAGAAAACAGAAUUCAAUGUUGAUGAAAAUACGUAUGGAAUAGUGGUCGAUUGGACCGGAAAUAUUAUUACCAGCGACAUAUCACUCGGACUAACCGAUAUUCAGGUUUCUUCUAGCCUAUCAACAGCCUUUCAGCCAAACAUUGAUCCUAAUGUAAACUUUUUGUGGACGAAUGCUUACAAGUAUAAGAAUGCUAAUCAAAUUAGUUGGAUCCUAUUCUCUGCUCCAAACGCCAAUGGAUCGAUUGAUAUGCUUUCUCAGGGCACGUUUCAAAUCUCCAAUUCUACCGUAUUGAUGGAUUAUAAAACAUUUUCAACGAUAGAGGGUGGUUUCGGUCUAGCCUAUUUGACUAAAGAGCCGAUACUAAUUCCUGAUCCUAGAAACAGUUUGAUACUAUCGUCCAAGCCACAAUGGUAUAUAUUCGUGACAUUCAUGCAACCUGGAUCUGCAGAUUUUAGUGAACCGACGCUCAUAUAUCAAACGUCCAUCCCAUUUUACAGUAUUCAGAUGAAUAGCUGUUUUGCGGCAAAAGAUGCAUCAGGAUACGGUUGCAUUUAUUUUACUCCCAUGCCAAAUGGAUACGAUUACAUGUUUAUUUCCUUUCUUUCGAGUGGUUCCGUGUCGAUUAUUGAGCAAAUUGUUGAUGCAAAUGUCACAAAGGUCGAAGAAGUCAUGGGGGUGACUCCGCUUCCUUUCGGUGGUUUUCUAUCGGUAACUGUAGAUGUUUCUACUGGUGACACAAACUUUAUUGGUCAUGUGUCUCAGAGUAACGGGAUCAUUGAAACGAAUAUAAGUUUGCCGACGCAAUCGACGAAAUUUUACGGCGUUUUCCCCAACAAUACUUUAUACGUUUUAUCCAGUAAUAAUGACGGCCUAACCAUUUAUAUGGAACCUUUGCCCAAGUUCUUGCAAGAAGACAACGGAUUCGGUAAUUUGUUGAUUGACUCUGUUAACCCACCGCUACUAUCGAAUAUUGGCCCAAAUUUACGAGAUUUAACAAUCACUUUCCGUCAAGACGUACUUCUUUCCUUCAAAAACGUCUCAAUCUAUCAGUAUACUACUAAAAACCCGCUCCUUCGGCAAACAUUUACGGCGCAAUCACAAUAUUGCUCAUUGUUCAACGACAAUCGGACCAUAUCUCUCCAAGUUCUUUCAAGCACGUUCAAUUCUCCAAGAUCCUCUUAUUUUGUAAUGAUGAAUAAUAAUUUUGUCAGUAGCAAGUCACAAAAUCAACCACUUACCGGUGUUUCGGAAGGGUAUUGGACUUACACUGCUGAUACGGCGACAGGAAUCUUCACAGCAACAUCAACUGGCCUAUUACGGUUAACCCCAGAAGGCUCGAUUUUUUUCAACAAUCUCGACAAAGUUGAUAAAGCCAACUUUUUUAAUGAGAUAUUGCUUGAACUUUCCGAAAUCAUACCGAUAAAUAUUAAACGUCUUUCGACCAGCAAACGUCAUCAACCUGAUCCCAAGGCAACUUAUCAGAUUCUAUUUCCUGUAACAAUCGAGAGCGUAAAUGAUCUAUCUGAGCGAACCGUUCAACAAGUUAUUGAUGACUUGAAUAUAUUGAUAAAAAACAAAGGAAUAAGUCCAAUUUCCUUCAGACCUUUCACAUCCUACUUGGACAGCACAUACGGUUUCCAACCGACGCCAAAUCUUUGGGAAAUUUACAAGCUCAAGUUAAUUUAUGUUGCAAUAGUAAUUGUCAUUUUGUGUGCCAUUUAUUUUGUGGCAAGGCGGAAAAAUCGAGAGGGCAAGAACUUUGUAAUCGUCAAGGUAACUCUUAUGCUUGUAGAUUUGAUUUUAGAUAUAGCUUUUGUUGUUACCAGCGGUAAUGAUGUGAAAGGGUUAUUGUUGCCUAGUAUUCUCUGUCUUACAAUCCCAAUAGGCUUCAACAGUCUGGUUGCUUUUAUUUUAUUAAUCUCAGAAAUCAGUACCAAUAAGAAAUUUUAUGGAUGGUUCCAGGCACAUUCAAAACCAGCAGCCUUUUUGACAAUACUAGCAUCAACAGAUGUUGAGGCGAUUACACUCAUGUCAUCUGAACUGUUUGGGCUUCAGAUAUUCAGUGCACCUUUAUCAAAAAGAUCGGAAAUUUGGAUCUUUUGGGCAGGAUUUUGUAAUAUAUUCAUUGAAGAUGCACCACAGUUGAUUAUUCAGAUCUUAUAUAGGCGCCUCACUGUCUCAUAUGACAUAAUUCCAUUACUAACCUUGAUAAUGAGUUCAAUUCUUUUAAUUAUCAAUGUUAUUGGUCAUACUUAUGAUGGAAUUCAUAAGUGUUUUGGUCAUAAUUCUAACUUGAUACCCAAUGAAAAAGCAAAAAAAGAUGAGUUAGAAUAG